Aspergillus eucalypticola CBS 122712 is the source of this 306-nucleotide messenger RNA. RefSeq lists its product as uncharacterized. Lineage: Eukaryota; Fungi; Ascomycota; Eurotiomycetes; Eurotiales; Aspergillaceae. The record is from RefSeq and is a predicted model, not a curated record. The transcript has a single exon. Bases 1 to 306 code for a protein of 101 amino acids.
AUGCGGGUUCAAACAGUCAUUGCCUCUGUCUUCCUCGGCGUCGGCAUAGCCACAGCGGCAGAAACUUGUGAUAACAGCUAUUCUGAAAAGGACUGUAACUGGGAAGGCACUGCUCCGUUCUGUGGUGCAAGCGAUCAUCCUGUUGGCUAUACAGAUAAUGGAUGGACACUUGUGGCAACAACUAAGUACGAAGACCAUCUGGCUCUCGAGCUCACAGGCAAGAUUAGCCUGGAAUGUUAUGAAAUCUAUGGAUCCGGCUGCGUGACUGGUUGGAAAAACUUGUGGUGCCCGCGUAUGAGUUUCUGA